Molecule: messenger RNA, 2351 nt
Organism: Leptopilina heterotoma
Lineage: Eukaryota; Metazoa; Arthropoda; Insecta; Hymenoptera; Figitidae
Gene: Rad23
Product: UV excision repair protein RAD23 homolog B
Exons: 6
Coding region: 147-1247 (366 amino acids)
Biological process (GO): proteasome-mediated ubiquitin-dependent protein catabolic process; nucleotide-excision repair
Cellular component (GO): nucleoplasm; cytosol
Molecular function (GO): polyubiquitin modification-dependent protein binding; proteasome binding; ubiquitin binding
Source: RefSeq, a predicted model, not a curated record
ACAAUGACAUAUGUUUUCGGGUCGCACACUGAGGAACUCAAAGCUGUGCCGACUCAUCUUUUCUGCAAAAAUAACAUCUUAUUCUCCAUUUGUGCAACGCAAACAGGCGUUCAACUAGGUAGCGGUAAUUAAAGAGUGUUAGCAAAAUGAUAAUAACUUUAAAAAACCUUCAGCAACAAACCUUUACCGUUGAGAUUGAGCCCUCAAAAACGGUAAAGGAACUUAAAGACAAAAUAGAAGCUCAAAAAGGACUUCCCGCUCAACAUCAAAAGUUGAUAUACGCCGGAAAAAUAUUAACGGAUGAGCAACCUUUGACAGAAUAUAAUAUCGAUGAGAAGAAAUUUAUUGUUGUUAUGGUUUCAAAACCAAAAGUCGGAGUUAGUCCGAGUACGAGCGAAGAGGUGAAAGCUGACGGGGAUAGCAGCAAAGAACAAUCAACACCAAGCAUAGCAACGCCACCUAGUUCGAAUCCUGCACCCACAACACCACAAGCCACUGCAACACCACAGCCAGCAGCAACGCCACAACAGCAACAGGAUGCGGCACAGCCAACUAUUACAAUAACAGGUCCGGAAGGUCAGGCGGAAGGUGCGCUGCUCAUGGGCGAGCAGUACAAUUUAAUGGUAACCAAUAUAAUGGACAUGGGAUAUCCUCGGGAGCAAGUUGAGCAAGCGCUGCGGGCCAGUUUCAAUAAUCCAGACAGAGCCGUCGAGUAUCUCUUAACAGGGAUCCCCUAUCAGCUGUUGGACGACGCGGCCGAAGACCAAGGAGGAGAAGCCCAAGAUGCUCCCCUGGAGCAGGGUCAGGAUCCUCUCGCGUUUCUUCGUUCACAACCACAGUUCCAACAGAUGCGCCAGGUCAUUCAACAAAAUCCACAAUUACUAAAUGCUGUCUUACAGCAAAUCGGUCAAACCAAUCCAGCCCUUUUGCAACUCAUUUCUCAAAAUCAGGAAGCCUUCGUGCGCAUGCUUAACGAACCUGUAGGUGCAAGUGGAGGAACGCCAGCAGGAACAGCUCCAGUCUCAGCAACCGGUGGAACAGUGAAUCCCCUGUCCGGAAGUGGUGGUGGUGGUGGAACAGGGACAGGUCCAGCCGUAAUUCAAGUGACUCCUCAAGACAAGGAAGCAAUCGAGAGACUAAAAGCCCUCGGCUUCCCCGAGCACCUUGUUGUCCAAGCGUACUUUGCUUGUGAAAAGAACGAGAACCUUGCUGCCAAUUUUUUACUCUCGCAAAAUCUUGACGAUUGAAAGAAAGAGACGAUAAAUUGCUAUAGAAUUAGGAAUCUGGUACAGAACGGGUAUGACUUCGUUGUUAAUUUUAGAAAGGUGCGCUUGACGUUUUUGACUCAUUAGUUGUCCGAGUAUCUUUCAAUUUCGGUAAAGAAAAAAAAAACAAACAAACAAAAACAAAAAAGAUCUAUUUGUUGAAGACAUAAACUAGACACCUUCGACGACGCGCAAAUUUUACCAUAAAAGAAUAUUGUUAGUGUUGUUCUUGAAAAAGGAGAAGAUUUCAAGAAGAAAAAGAAGAAAAGAAAAGAAAAGAAAAGAAAACUAAAAACGUUUUAAGCGCAAGGAAAAUUCACUUUGCCUGGUAAGAAUUGAAACGCUUUUUUAAUUCUCUAAUUGUAAUGAAAAUUUCUUAUUAACUAUGACAAGAAUUCAUUUUUCUUUUUAAUCGGGGAAUGUUAUUUCUAAAGGAAAAAAUAAAAGAAAAACUAUUCUCAAAGCAAUUUCAAGUUAUUUUUUGCUUGGAGAAAUUCAAUGAGAACACAAGAAGAUAUAGGCACAUUUUGUGAGUGAUGUGUGCGUAUGUGUGAGCUUCAGCGUGCAGCACGCCCACGCUCUUCUUUGUUUGGCGUGCGUUUAUAAUGUAUUUGUAUAUAUGUAUAUACGUCUUGUGUUUUCAUUGAUUUUUCCAAUGCAAAUUAAUUAUAUUUAUAUACUAAAUAAUACACUUUUAAGAUCUCUGGAAGCUCUUGAAAUUGUAAAAAAAGAAAAAGAAGGGGAAAAAUGAAGAAUAUUGCAAAAAAAAAAAAAAUUUCCAAAGUUUUCAUCAGCGAAUGUCCAAAACACAUCCACGAACUAAUAAAAAUUGUUUUAUAAUACAUGAAGAACAAUGAACAAGUUUCUCAUGCUUGUGUACAGCGAUAAAUGCAUUCAACUAUAUCUAAUUUGUAUUUAUUAAUCGAUAGCGAAGAAAUGUGUUCGGCGUUAAGCUUAGAAAGCCUAAUGAUUUUUCGAAUUUUCAAAAUAUUUAAGAACUUCAAUUAUGUAUAGAGUUAAUCCUUGACAAAUGAAUAAUGUUACGCGUUUCGUGAUUAACAAAGAAAUAAAUGAAAGUGCAUAUAA